Messenger RNA from Morus notabilis, 1129 nucleotides. RefSeq names its product 40S ribosomal protein S4-1. The record is from RefSeq and is a predicted model, not a curated record. NCBI's taxonomy places the organism in Eukaryota, Viridiplantae, Streptophyta, Magnoliopsida, Rosales, Moraceae. Gene Ontology annotation, molecular function: RNA binding; structural constituent of ribosome. Gene Ontology annotation, biological process: translation. Bases 105 to 899 code for a protein of 264 amino acids. Gene Ontology annotation, cellular component: cytosolic small ribosomal subunit; ribosome. The transcript is spliced from 5 exons.
ACCACGCUAGGGUUUUCGAAGGCAUUAUUGAUCUCUCUUCCGCACACAGUUCUUGCAGAGGCUCAGCUAGCGCCUCCUGAGAUCUUCAAGCUCAUCAUCCCAAAAUGGCGAGAGGAUUGAAGAAGCAUUUGAAGCGGCUCAAUGCUCCCAAGCAUUGGAUGCUUGACAAACUUGGCGGUGCAUUUGCACCUAAGCCUUCAUCUGGACCCCACAAAUCCAGGGAGUGCUUGCCAUUGAUCCUCAUCCUGCGAAACCGUUUGAAAUAUGCUCUAACAUACCGUGAAGUUAUUUCCAUUUUGAUGCAAAGGCAUGUCUUGGUUGAUGGAAAGGUCAGGACUGAUAAGACAUAUCCUUCUGGUUUCAUGGAUGUCGUAUCCAUCCCAAAAACAAAUGAGAAUUUCCGUCUUCUUUAUGAUACUAAAGGCCGUUUCCGUCUCCACUCAAUCAGGGAUGAUGAGGCAAAGUUCAAGCUUUGCAAAGUUCGCUCUGUGCAGUUUGGCCAAAAGGGUAUCCCAUAUCUGAACACCUAUGAUGGGCGUACUAUCCGUUACCCUGACCCUCUCAUCAAGGCGAACGACACCAUCAAGCUGGACCUUGAGAGCAACAAAAUCACUGACUUCAUCAAGUUUGAUGUUGGAAAUGUAGUGAUGGUUACUGGUGGAAGGAACAGAGGGCGUGUUGGAGUAAUCAAGAACAGGGAAAAGCAUAAGGGAACUUUUGAGACCAUCCACGUUCAGGAUGCUACUGGACAUGAGUUCGCUACUCGAUUGGGCAAUGUGUUCACCAUUGGCAAGGGGACCAAGCCAUGGUUAUCCCUUCCAAAGGGUAAGGGUAUUAAGCUUUCUAUCAUUGAAGAAGCCAAGAAGAGGCUUGCAGCCCAAGCAGCAUCCACAGCUUAAACAAUAAUGAACAGCCUCUGAUAUUUCUUAGACUUUGUUUGAUGUUCGGUUUUUCUCGUAGCUGAACCUUAUAUUGGAUUUAUGCUGCAAAUUUUGCUCUCUUUUGCUUGGUACUGUUAAUUGUAGUUGUUGAAUUAUGAAUUGUAGUACUUAAUGCCCGUUUGGAAGUUAAUUCUUGCUUGGACUCCUUAAUGCCCGUUUGGAAGUUAAUUCUUGCUUGGACUCCUUAA